Branchiostoma floridae (Florida lancelet) is the source of this 1721-nucleotide messenger RNA. Its product is annotated as chemokine-like receptor 1. Gene Ontology annotation, biological process: neuropeptide signaling pathway. Lineage: Eukaryota; Metazoa; Chordata; Leptocardii; Amphioxiformes; Branchiostomatidae. Bases 118 to 1338 code for a protein of 406 amino acids. The transcript has 2 exons. The record is from RefSeq and is a predicted model, not a curated record. Gene Ontology annotation, cellular component: neuron projection; membrane. Gene Ontology annotation, molecular function: G protein-coupled receptor activity; neuropeptide binding.
AGGUCACGUGAACCAAGGCGAUUGGUCACUUGAACACUGAGGAAGACUGUAGUAGUAAAAUUGGAUGCGAACACAUUUUCCUUAUUUGUGUUAUCUACUACAUGUACAACUUAGAACAUGGAUGACGUAACCUACAUCGCCAACGUUGCUCGCUGCUGCAUCUCUGCUAUAGGGAUGUUCGCAAACCUGCUCAUCUUGUUCAUAGUGGCGCGCUACGCCACCAUGCGGACUAUCCACAACCUGUACGUGGCCAACCUAGCUGUUGCCGACUGCUGCUUCUGCAUCUUUGUCAUAGUCCAGGCUGCUGUGUCCAUUCGUUAUAGGCAGGUCCAAAGCGUACUAGAGGGUAUGGUUGAAGAGUACUGCCAACAGAGUCAGAUGAACUCUACAAACGUUACCUAUGUACCUCUGACAGACUUCGCGCCAAAUUUUCAGAAGCCAGUUAACUGUACAGAGAUGUGUUUGGAUGACGUCAGUUUAUCGUUGCUGAGGAAGUUCAAAGUUGAGUUUGACAGCGCGGAGAUGGUGAGUGACAGGAGCUGUGACGUAGGCCGCGUCAUCGCGGUGUUCCUGGCUGCCUCGAGCAUCUUCCACCUGAUCGCCAUCGCGUGUGAGAGGUACCAGGCCGUCACCAAGCCUUUCACUCACAGGUUCAACACAACGCCGAAAGGAGCCGCGAAAACCUGUUUAAAGAUCUGGAUGGGAGCUUUUGGUACGGCAGUCCUGGACACGGUACAGAGGAACAUCAUCUCCAGGGACUGGACUUUCUCCUACAAAAGUCUGUACGAGUGUGUCUAUCUAAAACCAGACGACCAAGACCCUAUCAGCGGGUAUCCAUACAGAGCACUACAGCUUAUCAUAUUCAUCAUCUCCUACGUCGUACCAGCCUGUAUACUCAUACCCGUAUACGCCAUGAUAUUCUUCAAGUUACAACGACGGCGACGACGAUUUUCGGCAGGACGUUCGGGGAGCCGUUUUGCGGCAAGACGACCGUCGUACAGACAUCAUGCUAUUCCCAUGCUGUUUGCUGUGACGGUGUUCUUUUUGAUCUGUUGGUUACCGUUUCAUGUGACGGCCUUCUCUAUUCACUUGUACGCGGAUGGUGAGAACAUUGCCGUGGUCUAUGUGGCCACAGCGCUCGCUGUGCUGAACUCAGUUAUAAACCCUUUUCUGUACGCUUUCAUAGGCAGCAACUUUCGGAAACACAUCUCAAGACUGUUCUGCAGAAAGAACAUGCUGUCCUCUGGCUCUGAAAGAAACACGAGGAUGUCAAACAUGUCCGUUUUCUUUUCCCGUAGUUCCGGUAUCAGUAAUGUGACCGUGACCACUACGUUGUAGAAGCUUUUGCGACGACGUACCAAACUACAAAGUUUCAACAUCCGGAAAAAUCUUGCGUGUUUUUCUGGUUUACGAAUAUGAUUUACUGGAAAUUUGGCAAAAACUUUUGGUGAUUGAAAAAUUCAACGAUGAUGGAAAGGAGCUGGAGGCAAAAGAUGCAGAACGUAAAGUUGGCCUGUAACGAUACAACGUACUUCAACUCAGUUGUUGAACUUCCUAGCCAACCCACCAACAGACGAACUAACAAACACUGGAGAAAAUGCUUCUUGCUGAGGUUAUAUUGCUACGUUAGUGAAAGGAAAGGUCGAAUGAAAAAGGUCCUUCCAACACAACCUAAAGGAACGUACCUGGCCAACGCUCAGGAGAUUUGAGAACUGCCUUCA